AUGGCGACUCUGCAAUUCACAUUCACCGAUUCAGCUACUCUAUACAAACCGUCGUUAUCUCAAUUACCUUCUAAAUCUAUUCAUUCUCGAACUCGAAGUUUCGUCGUCAAAGCUUCUUCCGAACUCUCCAGAACCAGAAGACAGUUCAUCGCGGAAACCACGGCUAUAUCGGUGUUAGUACCUUCUCAGUUGGUGAAAGCUGAAGAAACUCUUUCUGAGUGGGAAAGAGUUUAUCUACCUAUCGAUCCUGGUGUUGUGCUUCUGGAUAUUGCUUUUGUUCCGGAAGACCCUAACCAUGGUUUCCUUCUGGGGACGAGGCAAACCCUUUUGGAGACUAAAGAUGGAGGAAACACUUGGGCUCCGCGAUCUAUACCAUCUGCAGAAGAUGAAGAUUUUAACUAUAGGUUUAAUUCUAUCAGCUUCAAAGGGAAAGAAGGAUGGAUAGUGGGAAAACCUGCAAUUCUGCUCUACACUUCUGAUGCUGGAGAAAGUUGGGAAAGGAUACCACUCAGUGCUGAGCUUCCAGGCGAUAUGGUAUACAUAAAGGCAACCGCUGACAAGGGUGCGGAGAUGGUGACUGAUGAAGGUGCAAUAUAUGUUACCGCAAAUAGAGGAUACAAUUGGAAGGCUGCUGUUCAGGAAUCAGUGUCGGCUACGCUUAAUAGAACAGUUUCUAGUGGUAUUAGUGGUGCAAGUUAUUACACUGGAACUUUCAAUACUGUCAAUCGAUCUCCCGAUGGAAGGUAUGUUGCAGUCUCAAGUCGUGGCAACUUCUACUUGACCUGGGAGCCUGGACAGGCGUACUGGCAGCCACAUAACAGAGCAGUUGCUAGGAGAAUCCAAAACAUGGGAUGGAGAGCUGAUGGAGGUCUGUGGCUUCUUGUCCGUGGAGGUGGUCUUUAUCUCAGCAAGGGCACAGGGAUAACCGAAGAAUUUGAGGAAGUUCCUGUUCAAAGCCGGGGAUUUGGCAUUCUUGAUGUUGGGUAUCGUUCAACGGAUGAGGCUUGGGCAGCAGGUGGGAGCGGUGUUCUCUUGAGAACUAAUAACGGUGGCAAGUCAUGGAUCCGUGACAAAGCUGCUGACAACAUUGCUGCAAACUUAUACGCAGUAAAGUUCAUUGAUGACAAGAAGGGAUUUGUAUUGGGAAAUGAUGGAGUCUUGCUUCGCUACCUUGGAUAG
Messenger RNA from Vicia faba (fava bean), 1179 nucleotides. The record is from the annotation of a GenBank genome assembly. Lineage: Eukaryota; Viridiplantae; Streptophyta; Magnoliopsida; Fabales; Fabaceae.